UCCCCCCAUUUUCAGCCGACUUGAAUUUUUGCCAGACUUGGUUGGAGGGUGAGAAGGCAAAGACAGUGAGAUUCGGAGAGAAAAAGAAAGAGAGAGAGAAAAUUGGAGAAUGAAAGAAGUUGCAUUGCAUCAACAACAAUCUGUUUUGUUUCCCCUUUUCGCUCUUUGAUUCUUUCCUUCAUUGUUGGACAUUGAAAUUUGAUUGAAAAUUUCAACUGGGUUUCUUUCGAUUUCUCCAUUUUUUCCUCCAAUUUCAAAAGGGUUUAUGUUUAUUUCAGAUUCUGAACCCUCGUUGACGAAAAUUCAAAAGUAUUAUCGUCAAUGUAAACCAUCGAUGGAGGUUUUUUAAUCUUCUUCGGUUCUUGGGGUUGAACUUUCUUCAAUCUUUGACCCCUCGAGAUCGAUUUCAACAUGAAGUAACGCUACAUGUUAUUUCCCAGAACCUGUUCAACGAAAUGGCUGAAAGAAAUACAGGUUCUUCUUCGUCUUCAACUGGGUUUCUAUCAAUGAAAUCAUUAUUCGGUUUGUUGUCAAUUGCAUUAAUGGUGUUCGUGUUAUCAUGGUUCUUACUCUUAACCUCCGACGGCCGAUCUCGACUCAUCGAUCACAAUCUAUUACCCCAUUCAAGGCAACAUUCCACCAUCGACAAUCCCAAUCCCACCCCAAAUUCUCCGACCCACAAUGCACAAUCAAUCCAUCAUCAACAACCAGAAAUUCUUAGAGUCUUCAUGUACGAUUUACCACCAGAAUUCCAUUUCGAGAUCCUGUACUGGAAACCAGAGGGUAAGAAUACAUGGCCGGAUCUCCGUUCAAGAGUGCCGGAGUACCCCGGCGGAUUAAACCUGCAACAUAGCGUAGCGUACUGGCUCACUCUAGACCUUUUAUCCUCAAACACUCAAACCGCCAUUAGAGUUUAUAACUCGAGUGAAGCUGACGUCAUCUUCGUCCCCUUCUUCUCUUCCGUAUGCUUCAAUCGAUUUUCUAGGUUAAACCCUCAUCAAAAAACCAACAGGAACAAAGAACUACAACAGAAGUUAGUCAAAUACCUAACGGGUCAACCCGAAUGGAAAAGAUCCGGCGGCAUAGACCACAUUAUUGUCGCUCAUCAUCCCAACAGCUUACUCGAUGCGAGAUAUCAGCUAUGGCCCGCCAUGUUUAUCCUUUCAGAUUUCGGAAGGUAUCCACCAACUAUUGCAAACAUCGAUAAAGAUCUAAUCGCACCUUACAAACACAUCAUCAAAAGCUACACCAACGAUUCAUCAACUUUCGAUACCCGACCCAUUUUACUGUUCUUCCAAGGCGCCAUUUACAGAAAAGACGGAGGUUUCAUCCGUCAAGAAAUCUUCUACCUUUUACAGAAAGAAAAAGACGUUCAUUUCAAAUUCGGGAGUGUUCAAAAGCAAGGGGUUCCUUCUGCUACAAAAGGAAUGCGAUCUUCAAAAUUCUGUUUAAACAUCGCAGGUGACACCCCGUCUUCUAACCGAUUGUUUGACGCCAUUGUUAGCCACUGUGUUCCUGUGAUUAUUAGCGAUGAAAUUGAACUACCAUUUGAAGAUGUUCUUGAUUACUCGGAGUUUUGUGUUUUUGUGAAGACGUCUGAUGCUAUAAAAGAGGGGUUUUUGAUCAAUUUUAUUAGAAGUAUUGGGAGAGAUGAGUGGACUCGAAAAUGGAAGAAGCUUCAAGAAGUCAAACAUUAUUUUGACUAUCGGUAUCCUUCUGUGAAAGGUGAUGCAGUGCAGAUGAUAUGGAGAGGGGUUUUGAAGAAAGUUCCGGUUAUAAAGAGGCGGUUACAUGUUGCAAACCGGUUUUCAAGAUUUGGAAAACCGGACCGGAAGUUUUUCCAAUUGCCUAGAAAUUUAACAGUUUGAAAGAAGACGUUGGAGUUAGAAGAUAGAAUUGUUAGAAUAUAAGGAAUACAAAUAGAAUUUGUAGAUGGAAAAGUGUUUAGGAAUUCAUGAAUCGUUCACAGUUUUGUAAUUUGAUAUGAUGUUUAGCUUAUGGGGGUUGUUAGUUUGCAUGAUAAUAAUCCUUUAUUUAAAACAAAAACUGAUAGAAUGAGUUUGGUAUGGAACGCUUGAGAGCUUUUAGUUA
Messenger RNA from Lactuca sativa (garden lettuce), 2091 nucleotides. Its product is annotated as putative arabinosyltransferase ARAD1. The record is from RefSeq and is a predicted model, not a curated record. Gene Ontology annotation, molecular function: glycosyltransferase activity. Lineage: Eukaryota; Viridiplantae; Streptophyta; Magnoliopsida; Asterales; Asteraceae.